Sclerotinia trifoliorum is the source of this 2606-nucleotide messenger RNA. Lineage: Eukaryota; Fungi; Ascomycota; Leotiomycetes; Helotiales; Sclerotiniaceae. The record is from the annotation of a GenBank genome assembly.
AGUCGUGGUAUUAAAGUAAUAAAACCAAAUCUGCCCAUAAGUGAAAAUCAGAAGAAAAUUUCUCUUCAUCUUCCUUCCUUCUUCACACUUACAUGUCAUUUACUUGUCACCUACUACUUACUAGUCAACUUACUUUUAUCUUAUAAUAAUAAACUUUCUUGCCACGACUUUAUUCUUCCCCCUUCAAAGAAAUCUUCUUUAUUUACUUCUCCAUCUCAAAACGGAACUUACAGCCAUCAGCCCAACGUCAAGUUUCUACUUAUCAUAUAAUCAAUCAACAACAACAAAAGAAUAUUUUAAUUCAUUUGAUUUGUUAUUUAUUUCAACAUGUCUAAAGUUCAAAACCCUACCGUCGAGGAGCAAGUAGCUACCCCAGCUCCCGAGACCACCACCACCACCACCAGCACUGAAGCACCAGUUGUUGAACCGGUUGAAGAGCCAAAGGUUGAAGAGCCACAGGUCGAAGAGCCAGUUGCUGCAACUGAGGCAGCUGUCGAAACACCAGCUGUUGUUGUUGAGGAACCAACUGCAGAGGCCACCACUGAUGCUGCACCAGUCGCUAAGGAGGUUACACCUGUUGAGGAGGGAGUUUUGGGUUACAAGGGUCCAGGUUUACUCAAGUAAGUUAUCACUCAUCAGAAUAUGAUAAUAUCUUCACCUGCGAAUAUGCGCCUUUGAUUUUUGACUGGUUGCUCGUUGAUUCUUGAGAUCGCCAGAAACCUCAUCAAGACAUUAUGUGAGUCAAUAACUAACCUGAUCCUUUUUACAGGAGCUUCAUUUUCCAAAAGAAGCACUUCUGGUUCGGAUCUGAGCCAGUUGAGCACAAGAACCUUUCCAGCUACCUUCGUGGUGAGAAGCCAGAUGUCGCCAACCACAAUGCCGCUUGGUCUUCCCACACUGGUAAUGGUCUCUUGUUCUUCAGCAAGAAGGCCAGUGAUAAGGCCAGCCCAGCUGGUAUCCUGAACUUGGUAAGUCAUCCAUGAUAAAAUUAUGCCAGAUGAAAGCCUGCUAACACGUAAUCCACAGUCCGAAGCUUCUGAUGUCUCUGAAGAUGGUACUGUUGAUUUCUUCUUCUCCAUUCACGGCCACAAGCACACUUUCCAAGCUGCCAACGUCGCCGAACGUGAUAACUGGGUUGCUACCUUGAAGACUAAGAUCGCUGAGGCUAAGGAAAUUUCCGAGUCUGUCAAGGAGAGCGAAACAUACAAGACCAGUAUCGCUGCAUUGGCCAAGCCAUUCUCUGGUGCUGCCACUCCAAAGAAGGAGGCAAAGGAAGAAAAGAAAGAGGAGAAGGCUGAAGCCAAGGCCGAGAAGAAGGAAGAAAAGGCCGAGGCAAAGGAGGCCAAGGAGGAGCAAAAAGAGGAGAACGCUGAAGCUAAGGCUGAGGCAAAGGAAGAGAAGAAGGAGGAGAAGGCCGAACUUAAGGCUGAGAAGAAGGAUCGCAAGAGUCGCUCUGCUUCUCGCAAGGGUGACAAGCGUACUUCCAUCUUCGGUGCCCUCCCAGGUUUUGGAAAGAAGGAGGAGAAGACCGAAGCACCAAAGGAUGAAGUUGUUGCUUCUCCAUCAACCGAGGAACCAGUUGUUACUUCUGAUGCUUCAGCUGCUCCAGUUGUUGAUGCACCAGUUGCUGCUGAGGCUCCAGCCACCACUGAAGAAGCUGCCAUCGCUCCAGCUGUCGAAGAGCCAGUUGCCGCCGCUGCUCCAGUUGAGAAGCCUGUUGAGAAGCCUGUUCCCACCAAGCGUAACAGCAUCUUCGGUACCCUUCAAUCCAGAUUCUCCAACAAGAAGUUUGAGCCCGAAGCUGUUUCCCCAGUUGUUGCCGCAAAGGAUGAGGAGCCAGUUUCCGAAAACGCCCCAGUUAUCCCUGCUGUUGAUACUACUGAGCCAUUGACCACCAACGCUGAUGCCUCCGGCCCAGCUGAGACUACUGAGGUCCCAGCCAUCAAUGGCGAGACCCCCAAGGCUGCGGAAAUACCAAUGACUAAGGCCGAUAAGCGCAAGAGCUCCCUCCCAUGGUUGAGCAAGAAGGACAAGUCCGCCGCCACUAGUGAUGAAGAGACUGAGAAACCAAAGUCACCUUUUGCCAAGCUCCGUGCUACCGUCAAGUCCAAGUCAUCACCAAAGACUGAGAAGACUGCUGAGAAGCCACUUGAGCCAACUGUCGAAGCUAAGGCUGAGGACAAGAUUGAUGAAGAGACCGUUGCCACUGAGGCUGAAGCUGAGGCUGCCCCAGCUGCUACCGAGCCCGUCGUUUCUGAGCCCGUCGUUGCUGCUCCAAGCAGCACCACUCCUCAAGUUUCUGCUACCGCAUGAAGCAACUCACAUCAUUAAAGUUGCAUCGCAUCUUCGUAAUGAUUUCUUAUUGUUCUCGUCGGGAAAACGGAUCUCCUUGAAAUACCCCCAAGAUUGAUUGAUACCACUCUCAUUUUGCAGUACUUUGUUCAUCUUUCUUUUCCUUUUGCGUUUGUUAUGUUUUGGUCUGCCUGCGCUUGCGGUUUCUGCUGCGUAUUGAUACCCCUAUACCCAGACUGUCUUUUCGCAAUCUGCCACUAGGGCAAACCAACUUCAACUUAAUACCUAAUAUAAAGUUUCUUGAUGUCUUAUGA